AUGGCUCCCUCGCGCAUCGAUACGCCUGAGGUCACAUCGGUUGCGCCAACCAAACUCCAGUCGACCCAGAAACAAGAUACCCAGUAUGGCGAUUUCCGCGACGCCUUCUUCCGUGACGGUUACGCCGUCAUCAAAGGCGCCUUGACCCCCGAACGCGCCCAGAAAUACCAGAGCCGGGCUCUGGACUGGCUCGAGUCUUUCGGCCUUGGUUUCGACCGCAACGAUAAAUCCACCUGGAAGAAGGAAAACCUGCCUCAGAGCUGGAAGGGAGGAAUGUACCUCCACUUCUCCGCAGCGCACGAGAAAUACGUCUGGGACGUCCGGUGUGAACCCGGCGUGAUCGCUCCCUUCGCCAAACUGUGGGAGACCGACGAGCUGGUCGUCUCCUUCGACACCGUGAACAUUACCCUUCCGCAAUCGAUCGUUGGCGAGUACGACUCCAAGCCCUGGCCUCACGUCGACCAAGCCCCCGAGCGACGGGGUAUGGUCUGCGUGCAGGGCAUUGUGAAUUUGUCCAACGCGGGACCCGACGACGGCGGCCUGGUCGUGAUGAAGGGCUCGGCUCCCCUGUUCGAUGACUUCUUCGCUGAGAACCCGGUGACGGGGCCCACGCCAUGGCGCACCGCCAAACACAAGGACUUCCAUCCGUUCUCAGAGGAGAAUCUCGAGUGGUACCGCGCACGCGGCUGCGAGCUGAUCAAGGUGUGCGCCGAACCGGGCGACUUGAUCAUCUGGGACUCGCGGCAGAUUCACUGGGCGCAGUUUGGAGAGUCGGACGUCGUGCGCACUAUCGUCUACGCUACCUACACGCCGGCGAAGUGGAUGUCGGAGGAGGACCGCCAGAAGAAGACGGAGCUGUUUGAGCACUACGAAACAACGACCCAUUGGCCGCACACAAAUUUGUAUACCCAUGGCAAGGCGACGGUGACUGUCGAUGGGCAGGAGAGACCAGAUCCCUUGGAAAGAGAUGAGCCCAUCACGAAGCCCGAGCGGACGGAGCAGUUGUUGAAGUUGGCCGAUCCUCUCAACUUACCCCAAUGGCACAAGUGGGUGAUUACCUGUGUUCUAGGAAUGUUCUCUGUUUUGGGCGUGCUAUUGACGUCGGGAAUGGGUCCUUUCACUACGACGAUGCAUGCCUACUACAACUACGACCCGCGGACGAACGACCUUAUGACCUAUCCCACCCUGUUCAUGGGAAUAGCCAACUUCAUUGCUAUGCCACUGGCUAUGGCAGUUGGGCGGAGGCCAAUAUUUCUAGCCUCGGCCUUGAUCCUGACGGUAGCCGGACGAGACGUUCUGUCGCUGGCGGCGGGACAAUCAGAAGCCCUUUGUCCGCUGAUAAUUCAGGAAAUUCACUUUGUCCACGAGCGCAGCAGCAAGCUUGCCUGGUUCAGUGCGAUCCAAUCCAUUGGAUCCGCGGCCCUGACAAUCGCCACAUCUUACCUUGUCAUCAGCCUUGGCUGGCGCUGGUGGUACGGGAUCUUCGCCAUAGCUAGCGGUCUUGUAUUUAUAGUGGCCUUCCUUUUCGUCCCAGAAUCCCUCUAUGACCGCCCGACGGAUGCCUUCGAAGGCCGAGUCCACAUCCGUCACGAAGGUGAAGAACUCGUCACCGUGCACGCAACAACCAAGCACCCAGUCCCUCUAGAUUUUACGCGCUACAAAGCUCGAACCUUCCGUUACAGCGUGAAGAUCUUCCAUGGUCCUGCAGACUGGCGCGCCGCGGCUGUCUGCUGGAAGCAAAUGGCCCAGUGUAUCCUCUUCCCAAACAUUCUCUGGGUCGUGCUGAUGAACAGCGUCGCACUGGGCAUCUAUGUGAUUGGUGUGACCGAAUACGCACCGUUGCUCGCCGCACCCCCCUACAGCUACCCGAAUACCAGUCUGGGCCUUGUCCAGGGUGGUCAAAUCGUCGUGUCCAUGCUCAUGGUGCCUAUCUUGGGAUAUGGUGGUGAUCGCCUGCAUCGGUGGAUCGCCGGUCGCCGUGGAGGCGUUGUGGCCCCCGAGAUGCGUCUCAUCCCUAUCAUACUUCCCAUAGCCGUUGUGCUCAUUUCCGCGAUUAUCUACGGCCGUGCCGGCUCACAUCCUACCGAAUGGUCCUCGUGGGCCAUCGUCACUACCUUCAAUGGCAUGUAUUUUGGAUUCAUUGGAAUCGUGUUGAACGGGUUCACCUACUCGCUGGAUAGUUACGGCGAGCGCGCAGCGCCUAUCCUGGUACUGAUAUGUGCGAUUCGUGGGUUGAUCUCCUUUGGUAUUUCGUUUGGCAUCACGAGCUUUAUCGCCCAGAAGGGCUUUCAGGGCAGUCUGAACAUCUGUGCUAUUAUCAUGGGCGUGAUCUCGGCAUUGGGCGUGCCGGUCUUUAUUUUCGGACCCACGAUCAGGGCGAUGACGAUGAAGUAUGCGGUCGAUGGGAGGAGUGUUGAGAUUUGA
Molecule: messenger RNA, 2424 nt
Organism: Aspergillus homomorphus CBS 101889
Lineage: Eukaryota; Fungi; Ascomycota; Eurotiomycetes; Eurotiales; Aspergillaceae
Product: MFS transporter
Exons: 6
Coding region: 1-2424 (807 amino acids)
Biological process (GO): transmembrane transport
Molecular function (GO): transmembrane transporter activity
Source: RefSeq, a predicted model, not a curated record